Molecule: messenger RNA, 1570 nt
Organism: Toxoplasma gondii ME49
Lineage: Eukaryota; Apicomplexa; Conoidasida; Eucoccidiorida; Sarcocystidae
Gene: ARP1
Product: actin-related protein ARP1
Exons: 10
Coding region: 1-1152 (383 amino acids)
Source: RefSeq, a predicted model, not a curated record
AUGCUGAAGAGCGGUGGCGGAUUUGAGGAAGUCAUCGCCAACCAGCCGUUGGUGAUCGACAAUGGAACGGGUGUCGUCAAAGCUGGCUUUGCUGGCGAAGACACCCCUAAAUGUGUAUUUCCUGCCUUCGUGGGGCGACCAAAGUUCCAGCGCGUCAUGGCAGGCGCCAUUGAGGGCGACGUUUUUGUAGGAACGAAGGCAGAACAGCUUCGAGGUCUCCUGAAGCUGAGCUACCCCAUGUGCCACGGCAUGGUUGACGACUGGCUUGACAUGGAGCUCGUCUGGACGCAAGUUUUCUCUGAGAUGAAAAUCAACUCUGAAGAGCAUCCCGUCUUGCUGACGGAAAGUGCGUUGAAUCCUCGGAAACAGCGUGAGAAAGCAGCAGAGAUCUUCUUCGAAACUUUCAACUCGCCUGCCAUGUUUGUUUCUGCUCAACCCAUUCUGGCUUUGUACUCUAGUGGCCGGACUACAGGAGUUGUUCUGGACAGCGGGGAUGGUGUCACUCACGCCGUGCCUGUCUACGAGGGCUUUUCUCUUUCGCAUGCAAUCAUGCGUUCGGACGUCGCCGGCCGAGAUAUCACGGACUACCUCGCGCUUCUUCUCAGACGCGCAGGUCACAUUUUCCAUACGUCUGCAGAGAUGGAUGUAGUUCGCACCAUCAAGGAGAGCGCUUGCUACAUCGCCUUCAACCCCCAGAAAGAAGACGCGCAGGGAUUCGACAAAGCCGGAGGCGGGUAUCCUUUUCAACUGCCUGACGGCGUCCAGAUUCAGAUUGCCUCCGAACGCUAUCGAGCUCCCGAGAUUCUCUUCCACCCUUCUCUCAUAGGGCUGGAGUACGCUGGCAUGCACGAGCUCCUCGUUACGUCCGUCAGCCGCUGUGAUCUGGACCUGAGGAGAAUGUUGUAUUCUCAAAUCGUUCUCGCUGGAGGGUCGACGAUGUUUCACGGCUUCGGAGAUCGGCUGUUGAACGAAGUUCGAAAACUCGCUCCGAAGGACAUCAAGAUUCGCAUUUCUGCCCCUCCGGAGCGCAAGUAUUCAACGUGGAUUGGAGGUUCGAUUCUGGCGUCUCUCGCCACUUUCAAGAAGAUGUGGGUUUCAAAGCAGGAGUACGAGGAAUAUGGCGCAGGAAUUUUGCAUCGGAAGACUCUCUAAGUUUCUGUGAAUUCCAGAGACAGUUUCACAGCCCGUUAUUUCCGUCAACGUUCAGACGGUUCUACCAGGUCUGCGUCGGAACGCUUGAAGAGAGCUCGAACUCUCAUUAGGUCUUUGUUAGGAGAGGACGCGCUUCUUCUUCUCUUGCCUAGGAUGUGCCUUCAAUCCUUUUCUCUCGUUCCGAGCAAGUGCAUGCGUAUUCACAUGUUGGUUCAAGUGUACGCUGGGUGGAGUGCAGAGAGGGGAAUCUGUUUUUCGUCUCGGGGUUUCAGAGUGUCACCUGAUUGUUGUUUUCUCUUUUUGCUCGCUCGUGUUCUCUGUCGCGCUUCGCUCUUGAAGUCGAGAGCUCAAAAACAAGACCGACUUUUCCGCGCGCGAAACGAACUCUCUGGAGUCUUCACAGAAAUGGAGCAAACAA